Molecule: messenger RNA, 2434 nt
Organism: Thamnophis elegans (Western terrestrial garter snake)
Lineage: Eukaryota; Metazoa; Chordata; Lepidosauria; Squamata; Natricidae
Gene: HEMK1
Product: HemK methyltransferase family member 1
Exons: 12
Coding region: 326-1420 (364 amino acids)
Biological process (GO): protein methylation
Cellular component (GO): mitochondrion
Molecular function (GO): nucleic acid binding; protein methyltransferase activity
Source: RefSeq, a predicted model, not a curated record
UUGGCUCCCUCGGAACCUCGUUUCAAUGGCGCUGUUGGCAGCCGAGCAGAAGCGUUUGCCGCUCGCACCGGAAGCGUCGUUCCCUCUCGCGCAUCUGAUCUCCACCAUCCGACAAAGAUUUGCACCUUUUCCUUUUCACAGUGUUCUACUAGGACAAGAUAGCAUUUGAAUCUGACACUGAUGUUCUUCUCUACAAAAAUGAUGAGUUCAGAAUAUUGUGCCAUGGUGAUGUAUACUGUUACAUCAGACUACUGACAGAGGCCCUGCAAUAGUCCUGCAAAGAAGAAUCAGUGCUUAUACCUAAAACUGAUAUUUUUCUGAAGCAAUGACACCUUUCAAUAGUGUUUUUUACAGGAAGAUUUUGUGUCUGUCCUCUUACCAUGGAUAUUUUAGAAUGCAUCGAAUUGAAGAUACUCUUCUAAAUCUCUGGCACAGACUUCUGAGAAGUUACUCCUAUUAUAAAGCCAAUUUGGUCUCGGCUGUUGAUGUGGUCAAGUAUUGGCAAAGCGUGUUUGAGGAAAACAAUAUCCCAGAAGCACUGACAUCCUCUGAAUACAUUGUGUCUCAUGUCCUAGGAGCAAAAACAUUCCAGAGUCUGAAUGCCAGCAGCAUAUCUGCUCCCCUUUCAGCAAAGCAGCAAAAACAGAUCCAACAGCUCUGUGCUAAACGACUACAACGGAUGCCAGUACAGUAUGUUCUUGGUGAAUGGGAUUUCCAAGAUCUGACCCUCAAGAUGAGGCCUCCAGUUUUCAUUCCUCGACCAGAGACAGAGGAACUGGUUUCUCUCAUUCUGGAUGAAGAACACAGGAAGAAAUUGACUUCUGCAUGCAGCAGGGUCAUUCAGGAUUUCCCAGGGACCCGUGGUCCUAUUAUUUUGGAAGUUGGGUGUGGCUCAGGGGCAAUUGGUUUAAGUCUUCUGAAAAAGCUUCCUCAAAGUCAGCUCAUUGCCAUCGAUAAAUUAGAAGCUGCUGUUAAUCUGACCAAGGAAAAUGCAGAGCGGUUACAUCUUCAGGAAAGAAUCCAUAUCUUUCACCAUGAUAUAUCUUCAUGUCCUAGGGAAUGCCUUCAGCCUUGGGGUUUGGUAGAUACUAUCAUCAGUAAUCCACCUUACAUUUUUCACGAAGAUAUGAGUGACUUGGCAGCAGAAAUUCUCUGCUUUGAGGACCUUGGUGCCCUGGAUGGAGGAAUUGAUGGGAUGAGCGUCAUCAAAGAAAUUCUGAAAAUGGCCUCUUACAUUCUCAAGGAUUGUGGGAGUGUAUAUUUAGAAGUUGACCCCCGGCACCCCAAAAUGGUAACAAAUUGGCUGUCCAGUCAUCCGGAUUUGUUCCUCUUUGUGUCUGCUACACACAAGGACAUCUAUGGAAAGCCAAGGUUUCUGCAUAUUCAAAAACGUAGGAAAGAAGAUCACCAAAGAUCAUGACUGGUUCUGUCUCUCAACCCUGGGGGUGUUUACAGUGCUUUCUAAGGAUUUGAAAGAAAAACAAACUAUCGACAAGGAAGACUCAACAAAAGCAUGAGAAGUCAGCAACAGAUAGCAAACGCCACCUCUACAAAGAAGCUGAAGAAACAAUAGACCACCUAGUUAGUUGCUGCAAGAUGAUUACAGAGAUUGAUUCAUUUUCUUUUGUUAGAAUUAGUUCUUUCCCAAGGGAUAAUGGCUUGGUUUAAUGUAUAUGUUAAAAAUAAGUGAAAUAACAUGGUUUCACUGCAUUUAGUAGAAUGACACAGAGCUAUUCUGGUUCCUGUGAUGUUCAGUAUUUGGAUUAAUUACAUGAAGGUUGAGAAGAUGGAUAUCAAAUUUUCAAACAACACAAAAUUAGGAGGAGUAGCUAACAGUUUAGAAGAGAAAGAGAAUAUUCAAAUUAUUUAAAUAUGCUUGAGCAAUUGGUCAAAAAACAGCCUGAAAUUUAGCAAAGAGAAAUGGAAUGUCUUGUUUUAGGGAGGAAAAAUAAAAUCAAUACUUUAUGAUCGGGGCAAACUGGCUUGAUGAUAGUUGAUUCUAUGUGAAAGAAAUCUGGAAAUACUUGUGGAAAAUUGGGUAAAAAGAGUCGGUUACUAAAAAGAAAAAUACUAGUUUGGAAUGCAUUGAUACAAUCGAAGUUCCUGGGAAGAAAUAUUCCACUCUACCUUGGCCAAGCCCCACUCAAAAUAAUGUCCAUUUCUCGGAACUUCAGUCUAAAAAAGGCAUUGACAAAUAAGCAAAUUCAGGGUAAUCCAGAUGGUGCAGGAUAUGGAAGCCAAGUUGUAAAAAAAAACAAUUAUGUUUAGCCAAUAGAAAACAGCACUGAGCAAAUAUAAGAAUAUAUAUUCUUCAGAUUUCUAAAAGUUCUCAUAUAUAUUAGGGACUGAAAAUGUUUGUGUAUUGCCCAAGAGGACAGAAUCAGAACCAAAGUAUAGAGAAAUAAUUUCAGAUUAACUAGUCUAACUACUUUUC